AUGUCCUCAUCGUCAGCGACCGUCUACGUGAAGUACAACUCCGAAGAUCCGCCUCCUCAUCCCGGACCAUCGUGGACACGCUUUGUAUGCAUCUCCGAUACCCACUCCCAUGUCUAUAAGGUACCACCUGGCGAUGUGCUCCUACACGCGGGUGACCUGAGCGCCGGCGGAGCGUUCAAGCGACUCAAGGUCACCUUGGACUGGCUGAAGACCCUCCCGCAUCCUGUGAAGGUUCUGAUUGCAGGAAACCAUGACCUGUGUCUAGACGAGGACUGGCAAGAAGGAGGGUAUUGGGCGAAUAGAGCGGGAGGGGCUAUCAGGACAAAGGACGCAAUUGCUGCUCGACGACUAGUACGCAGCGAAGCAUUGCGUAAUGCAGGAAUGCACUACUUGGAAUACGAGUCAACAGAAAUAACAACACCGGUAGGUCGAACUCGGAAAGUGUAUGGGUCACCGGCUGCGCCCCGUUACUCCUGGGGUGCGUUUCAGUACGACUACAAUGCAAGCGGGGAGAUCUACUCCCGGAUACCGGAGGAGACGGAAAUCUUGCUGACGCACACCCCUCCGUAUGGCAUCCUCAACCAGACCAGGAAAGGCACUGCGGCUGGCUGCAAGGACCUUGCUAGGCGGUUAGCAAGUGAUGAUCUACGGCCGUGCCGGCUGCAUGUCUUUGGCCAUAUACACGAGUCGCAUGGCGCUGUUCUUCACGAGGAGAGUGCUGAACUGCCAUGCGGGCGGGUCAGCGUAAAUGCUGCGCUUGCGUACGGCGGUCAGGGGGUUAUCGUUGACCUAAAGAACUAG
Molecule: messenger RNA, 801 nt
Organism: Fomitopsis serialis
Lineage: Eukaryota; Fungi; Basidiomycota; Agaricomycetes; Polyporales; Fomitopsidaceae
Product: Metallo-dependent phosphatase
Exons: 5
Coding region: 1-801 (266 amino acids)
Molecular function (GO): hydrolase activity
Source: RefSeq, a predicted model, not a curated record